This is a messenger RNA of Neoarthrinium moseri, 5817 nucleotides long. RefSeq lists its product as uncharacterized. Gene Ontology annotation, biological process: phosphatidylinositol-mediated signaling; phosphatidylinositol phosphate biosynthetic process. Gene Ontology annotation, cellular component: cytoplasm; plasma membrane. Gene Ontology annotation, molecular function: 1-phosphatidylinositol 4-kinase activity. The record is from RefSeq and is a predicted model, not a curated record. Bases 1 to 5817 code for a protein of 1938 amino acids. The transcript has 7 exons. NCBI's taxonomy places the organism in Eukaryota, Fungi, Ascomycota, Sordariomycetes, Amphisphaeriales, Apiosporaceae.
AUGGCUCGCGACAUCCGCCAGCGCGCCCUCCAGAAGAUCGCCGCAUUAUCCGCGACGAGCUCCAUCACCGCCUUCGACCGAUCCGACCUCGACCGCCUCUGUAAGGCGACCGCUCACGGCAAUGGCAAGAGCAGAGAUGGCGCCAAUGGCUCAGCCCGCGGCUACUCGCUGGCCAAGGUGCCCAUGACCAUCCGUGAAUUCGAGGUGCUGCUGGCCCUUUGCAAGGCCGCGCCCGCCGUCCAGAGCAGCCAGAGUGCCCAGAAGCUCACCACCCAGCUGAUCCCCUACAUGCUCGAGGCCCAUUCGCAGACCUUCCAGCCGUCGCCCUUCUUUCGCAAGGUUGACCCAUCCCCUAUCGAGGCCUUGACCCUGCACCUGACGGCCGCCCUACUCUCGCUGGGCAGCAAGUAUGACGGGCUGCACGAGGUCGUUUCCGACAACAUGUGGGCGUUCCUUGCUGCCGUCAAGACUGCCGUUCAGAGCACCGUCCCCUCCGAGGCCCAGGAGGGUGUCGACCAGAGCCUAGAGGAUGCUAUUCGAACUGCAACCAUCGCCAUCGCCCUUCUGGGCUUCCUGGAUGCAGCCGCUGCCCAGGCCGACUUCUGGAGGACCGGCGGGAGACUGGCUCUGAUCCAGCGGGUGCGCAACCUACUGUCCGAGCCUUUUCUGACCGCAGUCGAGGGUGCCUUCUCAAGUAUUCGUAAUGCUCACGCCUCAGACCGCACUGCCAAAGAGUGGAAGAGAUAUCUGAAGCACUACACCGCGCACGGAAGACCCCUGGGUGCGGACUUGCUGCAGCGCAGCUUCAUGUAUCUAUUGGUAUCAUCAACCUCACUUCUGAUUGCCGACGCCAAGAUACUCAGAAAUACCCACAUUCUGGAAUUGCUGUUGGCAAACCCAAGUCUACUCAGGGCGGGAUUACCCCAUAGUCCCGAUGCCGAUUUUCGCUCCAUCGAGAUGUACGCGAGCAUUGCGCGAGACGAGAUGGACCGCUUGGACGAGGGCGCCGACUUCAUCCAGAUGGGCUCUGCCAGCCAGCAGAGCUUGGCCUUUUCUGUGAAGGCCUCGGCCUUGGUCAGUCUUUUGAACUGCACGAUGCUCAACGAAGAUGCUGCAGACCCCGAGGUCAUCAUGGGCUGGCUCGAGGAAUCGUUGCUCGAUCCUGUUCAGAUGCAGGACGAAACACUGGCAUCGACAGUCCUCCGAUCCAUGGCUAUCCUCUGCAGACUUGUCCCAAGCUAUGCUCCAAAAGUUAGCCGUCUCUUGCCUCGCUUCAUCGUCCAGGCCGCACCACGCGGCGAAAUCAUUGUCGUAGCCUCAAAGUGCCUGGCAUUUAUCCUGCAGCUACUAUCGCAUGACGCGGUCAUCACCACGCUCUACACCCUUGGGAAUGUCCUGAGCCCAGCAACCGAGCAGAGCAUCCCCAAUGGAUCGAACCCUGAGCUUGGAGCGGAUGGGGCCGGUACCAACGGCAUAUACCAGGGGCGGCAGUCUAAUGGCAGUUCAAUCUCGCUGGCUUUGCAGGGCGAAGAGGAGACAUCGGUAGUGUACUCAAACAUCGUGCAGGCGAUCAGUGGCAUUGCCAAGACAUCCAACGACGAGAAGAUAACCGCGCUUGCGCAGGCUAUGCUUCUCCAGAAGCUGAACAAGGUGAAUCACGCGGUAGAUGCUCAAAUCAUUACUGGAGCGGCUGCCUUGUCGCUGGCUGGCGGCCAACUUGAAUUCCGCUCGCUACUGAGGCUAUACUCUCGUAUAUGCCACAGUGCGUUGACAGACGAUAAUGCUGUUCUGCUUGGCGCGAUUACCAAGGCUCGGAAUCAUAUCUCCUCCAAUGUGAAGCGAGGAACUCCGCUUUUUGACAUCUAUCUAGAAUAUAUCCUGGAGGAGUUGAUCUCAAAAGGAGACGUUCAUCAGUCCAAAGAUGCCAAGGAGUCCGACGUCGAAUUCGCGGCGAGGGAAAUUGCUCAGCUCCUUCAGCCUCUGUCAAUUCUGAUGUCGACCAAGGAGUUCGCCGCUUUUACAGCGACCGACGACGAUAGUCACGCACUGGUUCGCGAUGCCUGGUUCAACAUUGUGGUCCAUGGCUUCACUCCGUCAACAGAGAGGGGAAAGAAAUACAUCAACGAGCUCCGUAUCAUGGCAAUACACUCACCACCACUGGUUGCAGAGCAGCGCGGCGAGCAAAAUGAGAGCGAUAUCGAGCUGAACACGGUCCUUCGGAGAGCCAACACCUCGGAGCGAGAAUCCAAGCAGAAGAAGCAACUCGCAGAGCUCAUCCCCGCCAAAGCAGCCGAGAUCAGGGGAUUGAGCUAUAGAAAAGUCAUCUUCCUUCAGGCUGCCUAUCUGGUGGAGAGCUUACGCGCUGACUCUGGAGAUUGCACCAAGGCCUUGUCGUACUUUUUGGAACCCAGUAUGCAUAAGCCUGAAGUCAGCAGCGUGAUGGAAGGAAUCACCAGCGUCAUCAUGGAAAAGUAUCUGUCCAAGACUUUGGAAGGCAAGCAGCCGACUUUCUCGGCCCAGUAUGCCGCCUCGCAAUUGGCAACCAUUCUCUGCGGUUGUUGUCACCGCAUCCAGAGGGUUCAGCAAGCUGCUUUCUCCUGUGCCGAUAAAAUCAUCCGUGAAGUCCCAUCCGCGCUUUGCCAGAGAUCGUCGCUAUUUGCCCUCCUCGAGCUCCUUUCUCUUAUGUGGACAAGCUGCCUGGAAGCCGAGACAGAGUUGUACGAGCCGCGUUCCGUCUUCAAGUCCACUCGUGGAAACGUGACUAUCGAGUUGUCUGAUAACUACGGCUUCCGUAAGUUCACUUUAAACCAGCUGUAUAAAAGGGCCAAGGUUUGGAUUCCCGCGACCAUCAACCUUGCACCUGCAGACGUCAAGGGUCUCCUACAGACGUACUUGUCCGAAUUUGACGACGAGGGUGCUUAUGGGCACAUGUCGCUUGGUCGAUCCUUCGCCAUGGAGGUUGGGUCUUCAAUACCGUCUACUGAUCAACGAUUGGCAUCUCUGGACCCCGUCGGCGAGACGACUAUUAAUACAACCUCUGACUUCAUUGCGCAGUAUACGACGAGGCAAGAAUACAGGUAUGGCGAGACUCUGCCUGACCACGGCACCGAUCUUGUCAACGUAAUGCCGAUGGGUCGAAGAGCAUCUUUCAUCAAGUCCCCUCCCAACGAAACCGCUAAUGCCGUGAACGCGUUGGCACACAUUGAAUCGCGCCUGAACAUGAAGAAGGCAACCACUCUGAAGGAUGUUCGGGAGAUAUUGCGACGGGCAGCCGCGUUACUGUGCCGCACUAAUAAAGACGAGAGCGCCGUCACGCACUACUUGGUCAGCAUUCCCUUCGCCAUGUUUACUAAGGAGUCCAUCAAGCUUGGUGUCUCUCUUUGGCUCGGAGUCAUGAACGAGAAUCCCAGGAUGGAGUCCCGGCUCCUGGCUGAAAUCGCCCAGCAAUGGGAAUUUGCGAUUCAGAAACGCCUCGGUCUUUUCAACCCUGCUUUGAUGCACCCUGAUCCUUUCUUCGUGAAAGAAGAAUUUGCUCCCAGUGACAAUGCUGGUCUCAUCAAACGCCGACAGGUUGUGCAUAAUUUGCUGGCUCCCCACACUCAUUUGGUCCAGUUCUUCAGCAGUCACUUUAAUGCGACCCGACUGGGGAGUCCCGAUACUCAGCGAAUCUUCCUCCGGCUACUAGAUGUAACACUCAAUGCCAUGAAGAAGUCCAUCUCGCACCCCAUGGCCAGAGAGCUCCGUCUUCGGAUCAUUCUCUUCAGUUUGAGGGUUCUCAAAGCAAGCGAUGGGGUGGGAACACUCACGCAGUGGCGGCUCAAGGACAAGAUCUUGUCCGCUGGGCUGAAUUGGUUCCAAUUUGCGCCUAAAUGGUCAUUUGGAAGUAACAUUCUUCAGUUGAAAACUGAGGUGCGACUUGUUACCGACGUGAUGGCUGCUCUCAAAGCCAUUGGCUAUAUUGCGGCACACGCCGUCGGCUCGUACAAAGGCCUGAAUCAGAAGGAGCAGCUGCUACAAAUUCUGCUCGAAAGCGAACAGGCCAGGAUGAAUGUUUGGGUUCACCCACUUGGCGAUGCCGGCCACAAGGCUGAUAUGAUGACGCACCAUGGUCAGAAGACACUCGAGAUUGCACUUCAUCCACUCAUUCGCGUAGCAUGGGCAGAAAGCCCUUCAUUAGCCAUAGAACUGGCUAGCAGGUUCUCGUUCCCAAGCGUGCACAAUGAAGUGCGCUGGCUGUUGUUGAAUUUCACUGCCAAGGCCGUGCAUGAUCCAGAGGCGCUUCCGAUUCUUCUGGGAGAAGAACUGCCCGCGGAUGUGCGAGGGCAACUCAAAUACUUGCUCUACUGGGCACCCGUCAAUCCCGUGACAGCAGUGACCUAUUUCUUGCCUGUGUAUCGGAACCACCCGUUUAUGCUACAGUACGCCAUGAGAGCAUUGGAAGAUCAUCCCGUGGAUGUGACAUUCUUCUACGUGCCUCAGAUCGUCCAAAGUUUGCGUUAUGAUGCCUUGGGAUAUGUCGAGCGUUAUAUCCUCGAAACAGCCCAGUUUUCCCAGCUGUUUGCCCAUCAAAUCAUUUGGAAUAUGAAGGCGAACUCGUACAAGGAUGAUGAUGCCCAGAUACCCGACGAUAUCAAACCUGCCGUUGACAAGGUCAGCAACAAGAUGAUCGACAGUUUCUCUGCAGAGGACAAGAGCUUCUACGAGAAGGAAUUCGCCUUCUUUGAUGAGGUCACGGGCAUAUCCGGAAAGCUCAAGCCACUCAUCAAGCGACCCAAACCAGAGAAGAAACAGAAGAUCGAAGAGGAACUCCGCAAGAUCAAAGUUGAAGUUGGCGUCUACCUUCCCAGUAACCCAGAUGGUGUCGUCAUUGGCAUUGAUCGCAAGUCCGGUAAACCUUUGCAAUCCCACGCUAAAGCUCCAUACAUGGCAACUUUCCGCAUCAAAAAGCCGAAGAUAGAUGCUGUUGAAGAGGUAGAGGAAGUUGUCCAGUCAACUGGGCAGAAUGGCCAACACCACAUCGAUAAUACCAUCGAGACAUGGCAAUCUGCUAUUUUCAAGGUUGGAGACGACUGCCGACAGGAUGUGCUCGCUCUGCAAAUGGUUGCCGCUUUCCGUGGCAUCUGGCAAAACGUCGGGCUCGACGUCUUCGUCUUCCCCUACCGUGUCACCGCCACUGCCCCGGGAUGCGGUGUCAUUGACGUGCUGCCAAACUCCAUAUCCCGUGACAUGCUGGGUCGCGAAGCUGUCAACGGUCUCUACGAGUACUUCAUCAGCAAGUACGGCAACGAGGAUUCACUGCGCUUCCAGCAGGCGCGCAAAAACUUCGUCAAGAGUAUGGCAGCCUACUCGAUUGUCUCUUUCCUGCUUCAAUUCAAAGACCGACACAACGGCAAUAUCAUGAUCGAUGAUGCGGGACACAUCCUGCACAUUGAUUUCGGCUUCUGCUUCGAUAUUGCGCCUGGAGGCGUUAAGUUCGAACGCGCACCGUUCAAACUGACGAGCGAGAUGCUUGCCGUCAUGGGCGGUUCGACGGACCACCAGGCCUUCCAGUGGUUCGAGGAACUCUGCGUUAAGGCCUUCUUAGCUGCCCGUCCCUACGCAGAGAAACUGAGCCAGAUCGUUCUGUUGAUGAUGGACUCGGGCCUACCAUGCUUCAAGCCCGAGAGCGUGAAGCACUUCAAGGAGCGCUUUGUUCUUGACCGCAACGAGAGGGAAGCCGCCCUCUUUGUGCGCGACCUCAUCAAGAAGAGCGCCAACAACUACUCGACGGCAGUGUAUGACCAGUUCCAGUUGAUGACAAACGGUAUCCCAUACUAG